AUGGCUAUCCCUCUGCCUCCGGCAGUUACGCCUCGUUUGAAAAGUGGAUGGACCCCAGGAUUUGGAGUGCCCAAGCUUUCAAAUGUGUCCAUCUUCCCGUAUGUAGUGCAUCCUGUCGACGCAGCCCCUGAAGUGUUGCUGAGGGGUGAGGUGCCUCCUGCCGGCUACCAGCUUAAAGAAGAGGACUAUUCAGACAUUCGAUAUGGUUUCGCAGAUCGGUCUUGGACAGCUGAGGACGUACAGGACUAUUGGGCCUUGCGAUUGGAAAAGGCUUUGUCCGAACGUGCUGGAACUUAUGUGGACGUUAGUGGGGCAGCGACGUGCUUAGACUGUGCCCUGGUGGCCUUCAGUGAACGAUGGGACGAUGGGACGAUG
Messenger RNA from Cladocopium goreaui, 375 nucleotides. NCBI's taxonomy places the organism in Eukaryota, Dinophyceae, Suessiales, Symbiodiniaceae. The record is from the annotation of a GenBank genome assembly.